Molecule: messenger RNA, 4111 nt
Organism: Zootoca vivipara (common lizard)
Lineage: Eukaryota; Metazoa; Chordata; Lepidosauria; Squamata; Lacertidae
Source: RefSeq, a predicted model, not a curated record
AAGUUAUUUGAGGGAUGACAAAUCAUGAAUCCAGCUGUAUCUGGGAGUCUCAUAAAGUUCCCCAUUAAAGGGUUUGUCUAGCCCAGAAUUGUCUGCUCCAAUCUGUAGUGGUUCUCCAAGGUCUCUUGGAGAGGUGCUUUCCCAUCACCUGAUUGAAAUGUGAAUGAAUAAUCUAAUCAAUUGCGACCAAAGGUCAAGGGAUGGUGGGAAUUGUAGUCCAGGAGUGCUACAUCCCUGCUUUACGGAAUCUCCCACCCAGAGGCAGCAGAUCUCCAGUAAAUAGCUGGGUAUGUUUAGCCUGGAGAAGAGAAGGUUAAGGGGUGAUAUUAUAGCCAUGUUCAAAUAUAUAAAAGGAUGUCAUAUAGAGGAGGGUGAAAGGUUGUAUUCUGCUGCUCCAGAGAAGCGGACACGGAGCAAUGGAUUCAAACUACAAGAAAGAAGAUUCCACCUAAACAUUAGGAAGAACUUCCUGACAGUAAGAGCUGUUCGGCAGUGGAAUUUGCUGCCAAGAAGUGUGGUGGAGUCUCCUUCUUUGGAGGUCUUUAAGCAGAGGCUUGACAGCCAUAUGUCAAGAAUGCUUUGAUGGUGUUUCCUGCUUGGCAGGGGGUUGGACUGGAUGGCCCUUGUGGUCUCUUCCAACUCUUAUGAUUCUAUGAUUCUAUGAAAUAGCCAUGGUUGAUGGUGCCUCAGCUCAAAAACUGAGUCUGGUAAGAAGAAAAGAUCUAGAACGCUUCUGAACAACGCAGGGAAAAAACCCAAAGUGCAGCUUUGAUUCAAUGCAAGAAUAUAUUAUUGUUAUUGUCAGUGUCAUUAUUAUUAAAAAAUUGUAUACUGUCCUUCAUCUGUAGAUCUCGGGGAGAUUCGUGACAUCAAAAACAACAUAAAAAAAUACAAAAUACAUAAUAAGAACGAAAACAUACCAAUAAUCCCCCCCCAAAAAAACACAUUUCAAAGGGCAUCGGAUGUCAAUCAGCCAAAGGCCCAGUUGAAGAGGAACCUUUUCACCUGGCACCGAAAGGUGUAUAAAAUAACACAAUAACAAAUUGACUUGCCCAAUUUUGUUGUCAUUUGUUGGACGGGUAAGGUUCUUGACCAAGACUUUGACCUGAAUGAUAAAGUUAAAAUGAAGCUACCUUACACAAAGCCAGGCCAUUGGCUCCAUCUAGUUCAGUACUGUCUAUACCUGGAUCGGAAGAGAGUCUCUGCCCCAGAGGCCAAAUGCAAGCUUUUCUUUGGCCUCCUCUUUGGACAACUGCUUUGAGCGGGGUUGGAAGAGGGCAGGCCAUCAAAUGAACGUGUUGAUCUCUCUCACUCCAGAAAAAAGCUUCUUUGGAACAUGAUUUGCUCUCGUUUCUAGACACCGGAGGCUCGGCGAUCCCCAAUUAAAAUCUGGAGAGAGGCGGAGAGACCUUGGGAGGCUGCCCUGCAGUAGCGAAGUUGCCGCAAUGUCUGCUGAUCAGGGAAUGCUGCCAGAUUUGGGUGCCACGUUCGCAGCCAAGCUGGAUCGGGCUGUGCCAUCGGUGACAGAGGAGGAAAUGGAAGAGAGGGAGGAGGAGGAGGAAGAAGAAGAGGCGGGAGCAGCAGACCCCAUGGUGUGGGCAGAAGGACAUGAUGGUCCCGGUGUCACCCAGGCCAGCAACGUCGGGGAUUAUUUGCCAAGUUUGCCAGGCCAGCGUGUUAAACACAAACCAGGGCUGUUUGUGGAUGUGGAGUCACAGUGGCGGGAGCUGCCAAGGGCAGCAGACUCCCAGAGCUCUGAUGAGAGGAGCCCGCAGGCAUUGGACUCUCCACACCCGAAGAAUACCCAGACUUCUCCACCCUCCGUCAAACUGGAGACAGAAGCCACAGAAGAGUGGGAGACCCAAACCCGGCCUGGCCUUGGCUGCCAAGAGGACUCCCCGAGUGUGGAUCCCUCUGGGCCCCUGCAGGAAGUAGGGGACCCAGACGAGGACGCGGUCAUUUCGGAGAUCCAGCGCCAGCGCUUCCGGCAGUUUUGCUACCGGGAGGCGGAGGGGCCCCAAGAGGCCUGCAGCCGCCUCUGGUUCCUCUGCUGCCGGUGGCUGAAGCCGGAGAGGCACACCAAGGAGCAGAUCCUGGAGCUGGUGGUCUUGGAGCAGUUCCUGGCUGUCCUGCCCCCGGAGGUGCAGAGCUGGGUCAUGGAGGGCUGCCCAAAGAGCUGUGCCCAGGCGGUGGCCCUGGCGGAGGGGUUUCGGCAGAGGAAGAGGAAGCCCGAACAGCUGGAGGAGCAGGUGCCGGCAAAAGAGAGAGGCCUGGAUUUUGCUGCGGCAGAAGAGGCUCUGCUGGACUGCGACCCGAACCGGGCGUUUGGGGAGGGUGACACUGUCGCUGCCAGCUCGCUGGCAGGUGAGGAGCCGACGACCCCCAACGAAGAGCGGGAUCAGCCAGAGCAUUCUGAUGACGAAGACGAAACAAGCGGGGUUGUGAUGGGCAGCCUGGAAGAGGAGGGGCCCCCCCAGCGCGUUAAGCCCGAAGAGGCCUCUGGAAGUUGGCCGGGGCCCAAGGAACAUCGAGGAAGUUCCCCAGGGGGGAAGCCCGUUCCUCCUCAGGGGAGGGAUGAGGCGCUUGGUGAAACCGUGAGCCAGCCGAGGAUCCCCACGGUGAAGAACGAGGACGCCGGUGUUGAGGAUGCUGGCGGCUUCCCGGACAGCUCGAGCAUCAUCGAGUUCAAGGUGACGCACACGGGCGACUUACCUUACAAAUGCCUGGACUGCGGGAAGAGCUUCAAUUACAGCACCAGCCUCGUCCGGCACCAGAGGAUCCACACAGGGGAGAAGCCGUACAAAUGCUUGGACUGCGGCAAGUGUUUCUGCCAGAGCUCGGGCCUCACGAUCCACCAGAGGAUCCACGCUGGGGAGAAGGCCUACCAGUGCCUGGACUGCGGGAAGAGCUUCCGGGUCAAGUCUCACCUCGUCCGGCACUCCAUCAUCCACAAGGGAGAGAAGCCGUACAAGUGCUUGGAGUGCGGCGUCGGCUUCUGCGAGAGGUCGGAGCUACGGAUCCACCAGAGGAUCCACACGGGGGAGAAGCCAUACAACUGCGCCGACUGCGGGAAGAACUUCUGCCGGAAGGCGGACCUCACCCUUCAUCAGAGAAUCCACACGGGGGAGAUGCCGUACACUUGCCUGGAGUGCGGGAAAGGCUUCCGCUGGAGCUCGAACCUCAUCACGCACCAGAAGACGCACUCCGGGGUGAAGCCUUUCGAGUGCGCAGAGUGCGGGAAGAGCUACUAUUCCAACAUGAGCCUUAUCCGGCAUCAGAGAGUCCACACGGGGGGAACCCCGUACAUAUGCUCGGACUGCGGGAAAAGCUUCUGCGACAGCACCAGCCUCACCAGGCACCAGAAGAUCCACACGGGGGAGAAGCCCUACGUCUGCCUGGAUUGCGGGAAGAGCUUCAACCGGAACUCCAACCUUAUCUCUCAUCAGAGAACCCACACGGGGGCCAAGCCGUUUCUGUGCGCAGACUGCGGGAAAAACUUCAGGUCCAAGUCGGAACUGCACAGGCAUUACACGGUCCACGCGGGAGAGAAGGGCGAGAAAAGCACAUCCGUCGGGGAUCCCGAGGUUCUUCCUUGCGAGAAAACCGACAGCGAACAGGAAGUUAGAAACGAAUAGGGGAGCAGCGGGGAAGAGGAGGAGGUCUCUUUCUUCUAAGAAUGUUCUAAGCCGUGCAAUAUAUCAUCCUGCUCGUUGGUGUACUUUGACACUCUGCCUUGCCUUUUUCUGCUCUUCCUUUGCAAUCCCAAGAAUUUAGGUUUCUAUCCCUUCUCGAUUUGGACAGUCAUCAUUACAUCUCAUGCCAACUUCUUAAUUUUUCUCCUCCCCUUGGGGUUCAUAAGAAACUCCCCCCCCCAAAAAAACCCACCCCUUCCCCUGUUCCUUCCCCCUGCCCCGGGGUAGAGGGGUUCCUGGGAAACGUUUUUUAAAAACUGCUUGUUUCGCUCUUCUGCCUGCUCAAGCUGGGAUCCACAGGAAACUUUAAAUGUGACCACUUCUCCUUUUUUAUUUUUUGAAAAUCAUGUUAUUAUAUGCUGAUUAUAUCAUGAAUUGCUAAUUGCAUGAUUUGAAAUAAUAAUAUUCCCUUUUUUGUU